GUGUUGUUUUCUUCCGAAUUUCGGGAAACAUAACCUCAAAAAUACAUAAAAAAAAUAUUUUUAAAAAUGAACGAGGAUAAAGUUACAUUUCUAAUUAAAGCAGCUUCAUCUUUAUCACAAACCCAAAAUGAUCAGACGAAGACAUUGCUGAGAAGUUAUUAUUUGAUGCGGUGUAGAGAGUUGUCGAAAAACCAUGGCCUUCCAGAUAAGCACUUCUCUUCAAAAGUUCGAUGUUCAAGGUGUUUCAUAGAAUGGAAAAAAGGCACAGAAACAACAGUUAAACCUAUAAAACUUAGUAAAGGCCAAAAGCGGAGAAUAAAACAAUUAAAAGUAAACAAAAACAACAAGGACGAUUAUGUUAAAACUAGACAACAAAUGUUAAACAGUAAUGAACUGAAACAGAUCUGCACUUUUUGCAAAAAUAGUACAAUCACACCAAUUCUCAAACCUACUAAGCCAAAAUUAAUUCCAAUAAAUGAAGGCACUAAAAUCACAGAACAAAGAAUAAAAGAAAAGAUUCAGCCAAAUACAAAGGCAACUAACACCAAUAAACCUAAAAAUCAAUUGAAGAAACCUGAAGUAGAUGUGUAUGCUAAAACAAAAGAGAUAUUUUCUCUAUCAAAUAAGAACAACACAUUACAAGGAAGUGUUAAAGACCAGAAAGUUAUCAAAAACAAUAAGAAGAAGAAGGAUAAGUUUGCUGGUUUGUGUCAGCAGGCUGUUCUGAUGUCAGCAAAGCUUAAACAGGAGAAAGAAAAACAAAACAAAUUGAAUUUAUUCUUGAAGCCAUCAUCAUGA
Molecule: messenger RNA, 798 nt
Organism: Ostrinia nubilalis (European corn borer)
Lineage: Eukaryota; Metazoa; Arthropoda; Insecta; Lepidoptera; Crambidae
Exons: 4
Coding region: 67-798 (243 amino acids)
Source: RefSeq, a predicted model, not a curated record